GGUCUGUUUAUGUGCGCGCGUGUGUUGAUGGCAGCCUCCAGUGACAGCAUGCGGAACAUAAACAGCGCGCUCUGUCAAAUAGCCACAGAAAAACUUACAAACACGCAUCUCACAACUUUGCAAACUGCGACGAAAGCUUUACGGGAUGAGCAGUUCAGAGCCAGUGUUGACAGGGAGGCUCUUGGAAACCUCUUUGCAGUGUUGUCAAGACUUUCUGUGGAUGUUGAGCAUUUGACUGAGAGGAUGGAUUCACAAGAAGAAGCAUCUCUAUGCCUUAAACUUACCGCAGAGUGUUUCAGAGCGCACAGAAAUGCCUGUGUGCAGUGCUCUCAAAACCAGUGCUGUCUGAGAGAUCUAGGCUCUAUCAAGCUAUCUUUUGAGAUUUUGGCCAGACUCCUCAAGAUUUCAUCAGGAGGUUCAAAUGACAUUUAUGACGCACUUCGAUGUGGGAUUCAGUUUCUUGGUAACAUUGCCGUUGGAAACCAACUUUGCAAAGAUGACAUCUGGGAGUGUGGUUUCCCGCACAUCUUCUGGGACCUUUUGGAGCUUGCAGAUGAGAAAGCUGUUUCAUACACAUGUAUGGUGAUCCACACUUGUCUGGAUGAACACAAAACAGAGCAGCUAGUUAAAGACUCACAGCAGCUUAAAUUGACCCUGAAGAUCAUGGACUUGUGCAGGACGUUGCCUGAAGUGGAAUGGACGGUCUUUAUUGUCACACAACACUUUCUCAAGUCGUCAGAGCUCGUUAGGAAGAUUUACACCAAAAUGACCAAUGAGGAAAGGCUCACGCUGUUGGAGCUGAUAUUAGCACAGCUUGGUGUUGUUGAGGAGGAGAACUGUUUAAUACCUCUGAGCGCAGCUCAGUUCCUGGCUUCCUGCUUCACUGAUCACUGCAGAGCUGUUCUCACUCUGAGCUCUGAAUCAUCAGAUGACCAGGAGGCUAUGGUUGUUAUCAGGCUUUUGGACAUCCUUUGUGAAAUGACCUCUGACUGGAAGGAGUUUAUGGCCCUGCAGGAUCACUCUGACCUUUUGAGCACAACAGUCGAUCUCUUGAAAGAGGUCCACUUACUGGGCAAAAGCAGUAAAAAUGUGUUCACCGCAGCUCACGAUUUCUCCUUGACAAGGCCAGGGGGCGCUGACACCCAUCCUGCCCUCAGUUUCAAAGCUCAUCUCAUUCGACUCAUUGGGAACCUAUGUCAUGGCCACGUUGUCAACCAGGACAAGGUAAGAGAACUGGACGGUAUAGCUCUCAUUCUGGACAACUGCAGCAUCGACAGCAACAACCCCUUCAUAAGCCAGUGGGGUGUGUUUGCCAUCCGGAACAUUCUGGAACACAACCUAGAGAAUCAGAAGCUGAUACAAGGUCUUCGGAGACGAGGUGUGGCAGACGACACGAUGCUCAGAGAAAUGGGCUUCAGAGUGGAAGAAAGGGAUGGCAGUCUACUGCUCAGGCCCCUAAAGAAGGACCCAUAGUUGAUUAAGUAGAGCUGAGAGACUGCUAUCCCGGCAUGCCCACACCCCUUUACCAUGCUAUAUUACACUCUGGUGAUGGCUUAAAACGCCCACAACACACUGGGGUCAUUAAAUAUCCAAUCAGUAGUUGGCAGCACAAGGGGGUGGUCUGGGCUUUGUGUUCUCCACACAAGAGGAAAUCAAUCAGAGGAGCUUAUCUGAGAGGACUCAUGCUGAUGUCUGUGAUGCAUUUAGUGGUCUUUGAUUCCAAACCCCCCCAAAAUGGGAUUCAAAUCCUAUGAAACAAGGAGAACCGUGUCUUCCUGGCUUUUCAGCCACUAAAGAGACUGGUGACCAACAGGGAGUAGAGGUUAAUCCCUAAUUCAGUGCAUUUUAUAGAGACCAGGCCGCCUCUUGAUCUGUACACGUAAAGUUCAUCUCUGAAUAGCCGUGAGACUCGGAUCCUUCUUUUUGAAAGCUGACUUAAGAUUCUGUGCUUUAAAUCAGGUUUGUUUACAAAGCUGUGCAAUUUCAAAAAUUCUCCUAUUAUUUGAACAAACUUCCCGUGUAGCUUGGUAGAUGGAGAUUGCUGUAUGAUAGGGCUGUCUAUCUAACUUUAAUUUAGUGCAUUUAUUAUAAUAAAAUAACACAACGCAA
Onychostoma macrolepis is the source of this 2109-nucleotide messenger RNA. RefSeq names its product ataxin 10 (gene atxn10). Gene Ontology annotation, cellular component: cytosol. The transcript is spliced from 11 exons. NCBI's taxonomy places the organism in Eukaryota, Metazoa, Chordata, Actinopteri, Cypriniformes, Cyprinidae. Bases 10 to 1473 code for a protein of 487 amino acids. Gene Ontology annotation, biological process: neuron projection development. The record is from RefSeq and is a predicted model, not a curated record.